Molecule: messenger RNA, 1698 nt
Organism: Epithele typhae
Lineage: Eukaryota; Fungi; Basidiomycota; Agaricomycetes; Polyporales; Epitheliaceae
Exons: 1
Coding region: 1-1698 (565 amino acids)
Source: RefSeq, a predicted model, not a curated record
AUGGAAGAAGUGAGGAACUACGGUUCGAUUGUCCUUGAAAACGCUAAUAUGCCAUCUGAUCAGCUACUUGAAAUGGAAGGAGGUCUUGCCAAGGCCCUCGCUUUCGUUCGCCAGACCAUCAAUAUCCGUCGCGCCAUCGGCAAUGCGAUUCCCCCCGAAGUCCUUGCGAUCAUCUUCAAAUAUGCUGUCCAAUGGAGGGACAGUGGUCUACAGUGCAGAAGUUUCGAGCCCCCAAACCACUUGUCCUGCAUGCUCGACCGUCUACGCCUCGGUGCCGUUUGCAGCCGAUGGCGCAUGGUCGCAUUGAGCAUGGCCGAGUUUUGGACCACCAUUGAUGAAUCUCACCAAGCCCUCCAAGACGAGUUCUUACGACGAUCGCAGGACACAGCUCCCCUUACUGUUCUCCUUCCUGAUAUUCGCCAGAAUGGCUCACUCCUCGCUGCGCACGCGCACCGGAUUCGUGAUCUCUUCAUGAAACUUGGAUCAGACAGGCAGCCUCAACUCGCUUUCAGUCUCCCAACCCUCGAGUGUCUGACCAUGACAGGCAAGGAUCGUUUCCCGACGCACCGCAUCGCCGCCGAUUCGCAGGACUAUAUUUCGAUCUUCCCCUCCGACCCCCCUCGACUGCGCGUGCUCGUCAUGCGCGAGGCUCUCUGGUUCCCUGCCAUCGCGUACGGCGCGCUCACCCAUGUCCACAUUGACAACUCGCGCCUCCGCUCGCUCACGUCACUCCUCAACAUCCUCGCCGUCUGCGCGCCCGCACUCCAAUAUCUCACACUCGUCAACAUCUCGAUAUCUGACGGGGGAGCCCUGGUGCCGCCCUCGCUCGUCGAGCUUUCGCGCCUCCAGCGGCUCGUCCUCGGCCAGGCCGUCGAGGGUCCGCACUUCCAUUUCGGGCUCGUCCCGCUCCUGCGAUACCUCACCCUUCCACCCUCCGCCGUGAUCCACAUCACCGGCGGCUCCAGCAUGCUCACCGCGCUCGAAUCCGUCUCCAAGCUCUCCGCCUCCCCCGCGCUCGCCGGAAUCGCAGAGUGCACCGCGCUCACGCUCGAAACCUGUGCGCAGCAACCCCCAGCCAUGCAGGCCGGAGAAUGCGCCAGCUGCGCCGGGCCCGCUCGAGAGUUCGUGCGCACGACCGCAGUGCUGUCCGGAGCCGCCGCGGACCCGCGCGCCCGGCUCUCGCUGCGGCUCUGGGGGGGCGUCAGGGAGCCGCUCGUGCGCGCCGCGCUCGCCGCGCUCGUGCCGUGGGCGACGCUCACCUCCGUGACGUACCGGUGCACGUCGAACGACACCCUCCUCCUCGAUCUGGUGCGCCAGAUGGAGGCGGACCGCGUGCGCGCGCUGCGCGUCGUCCAAGGGAGCGACAUGAUGCCCCUCAUCGUGGACUUGUUCGCGGUCGAGGUGGGGAAGCUCGUGGGCGGCAACGGGCGCCCAGGGUGGGCCGGGAUGGAGCUAGACGAGCUGGAGGUGUGGGCGGAAGAUGCAAGCUUUUUGGGGCGGAUGGGGCUCGCGGCGCGCUCGGCAAAGGGCGUGGAGAGGAUCGUCUUCCACUGGCCCGCGUGGCAGGAGGGUCCAGAGGAACGGGUCGUGAAAAAAUUGCCCCAGCUGGAAUUAUGUUCGUUCGAAGGGACGACGGCGGAGUCGGCGGCACCCAUGGAAGAGUUAGAUUCCGUCGAAGAAGGGUUCUUUUGGCGAUAG